This is a messenger RNA of Branchiostoma floridae (Florida lancelet), 3509 nucleotides long. Its product is annotated as cerebellar degeneration-related protein 2-like. The coding region runs from base 194 to 1600 and encodes 468 amino acids. The record is from RefSeq and is a predicted model, not a curated record. The transcript has 6 exons. NCBI's taxonomy places the organism in Eukaryota, Metazoa, Chordata, Leptocardii, Amphioxiformes, Branchiostomatidae.
UCAUGUCGCACCGCUAGGUGGCCAAUCAGAGCGAGCGGUGCACAGUCGACCUCCAAUAUCCACCCUGCCACGUACAUAGAUGUCAGAACUGUGCGGUGGGGUACCGGUGGCCGUAAAGCCCAGGUACGGGAAUAACCACAGGUAGCCUCUGUCGUCAUUCUCACAGCUGAUCCAAGGCCUGAGGAGCAGUUAUAUGUCGGGAAUGAAAAUCAUGGAGGAAGAGGAGAAUCCUGAAGAGGCGGACCUGGGAGUUGAAGACGAGGAUUGGUACCAAAAUGAUCUACAGCUUGCGGCUGAGUUGGGGAAAACCUUGUUAGAGAGGAACAAAGAACUAGAGGGAGCGCUAAGACAGGCACAACAGAUCACUGAAGACCAGGCGCUCGAAAUAGAGUAUCUGGCCCGCCAGCUGGAGGAGCUGCGCGAACUGAGCGAGUCGCGGGCUCGCCUCGCCGAGCAGCUGGAUGGGAACUGUCAGGAGUUGGAACGGACCAAUCAGCGGGCAGAACGGGAAAAGGAGGCUUUGCAGCAGAGAAUAGACAAGCUUUGUGAGGAUAUCCAGUCACUAGAACAGCGAUGCGAGGAACAACAGGCAAACAUCGACGAGCUGAAACAGCAGGAGCGCCUGCGCAGAAAGAGGGAGCGGAGGAAACAGACGAACAGCACGCCGAGCUCGCUGGAGGUGGUGUGGCUCCGGGCGGCAAAUGUGGGAGAGUUCAGACGUGCCAACAGUCUAGACAACACCUACUCCAGUGUGUUCCUGGCCAACAACCCGUACGAAUCGGAGAUCAAGGCGCUGCAAGACCAGGUCAAGACGGCACAGGCACAGCAGAAUUUUGAGAAGAGGAAGCGAGACGAGCUGGAGAUGGAAGUGUCCGUGUUGAUACAUGAGAACCAGACCCUGGAGAAGCGCGCCCAGGAGCUGGAGAUGGACGCCCUCCGGACCAAGGAGCUCGAGGAUGAGCUGAGGGAGAUGCAGGACAUGCAGGGAAACGUCUGCCUUAGAUGUAUGAAAACAUUACGUAACGAGAGAAGACCGCGGAGUAAAAGUGGCGAGAGUUUAUCAAGUUUAUCAGAGUUCAAACACAGAAUCCAUCAGGACAUAGAGGAGGACAGCGUUGAACUUGACACGGCAGGAGCCAAUGGAGGGGUGGUGAACGGGGACUUGGACAGUGACGAUAAAGGGUUUAGCACUGCUUCUUCGGACCUCUCGCUCAAGCGCAGCGAGUCGGACGAGAUGAUGCAGCACCCUCCCAAGUCGGGGGUGUCGCUGUUGACGGAGAUAGACGCACAGUACCACGCCAUGAAGCAGAAGUACGAAACCCUCCUGUCCAAACUGUUGCCCACAGAACUACAGCCCGAUCACGAGCAGUCACCGUAUCUGAGACGCAGACUCAAAUCAGAAGCGUCGGCUGUAGAGAGGUCUAAAAGCAGAGACCAGCUGCACCUCCUGAUUAGCAAGGCGGUGCAGACGUCACAACCCGUGUCCAGAAAGACGUCAGACGAAAACGCUGCCACAGAAAGUAGCCCACCGCCGGAAUAUAAGUCUUUAUUCAAAGAAAUUUUCAUGACCUUGAGAAAGAGUAAGUUUGAAGAGUCGUAGAGAGGAGUGAUAACAAUUGACAGAAUUAAGAGUUUUGUCUGAUAAAUCUGGCUGUUGAGUGAUCAUCUUAAAUAUACUGACUUUUGAUGGUGCCGCUCUUAACAACUAGUGACAAAACCGGACGUAAAGCGGGUGCAAUAAAUGCCAAUACUUAAUGCCACUAAGUAUGAACUAUUGGACAAUGUGUAUAAAUUCUUCGAUUACUUUCUUAGAUGCAAUCGAAUGGAAAUUCUCUUUGGGAAAAAGUGAAAAGAGAGUAGGAAUAUUUGAACAGAGAACUGUAUGGAGAAUGGUAUAGUUGAAAGUGGCAGGAGUACAAUGUCAAUGGACGGUGCGGGAUUGAGUAGUUGGUGAGGAUAAUGUGAUGGAGAAGCAGGUAGAGGUGAAGGAAAGAGGCGGGCGAUCGAUGGAAAAGGGAAAGUAAACUUGACGUGAUCUUGACGUCAGAGUUGGCACUUAAGAAAGAAAAACGUCGGUUUGAUGAAAGUUUAAUGGUAAUUCAUCCCUUUCUUGUUGGGGGUCGAUUUAGGACUGUUUACAGAUGGAUCGACUGGUAGCACUUGGUGGCAUGCACACACACAAGCAGUUCAGAGGGAGAAUUCCGAUAACUAUUUUCUUACGAUUCUUCACGUACAUAUGGUAAGAUACUACUGUAGUGAUAUGUAUUUAACGUUAACUGUGCGGUAUUUGCGGAGAUAGAUAUUCUUGUAGAACAGUUCUAGACUAUUAGGUUUACAAAGAGUAUAGCCGUAUAGCAGAGAAACGUUUAGUACUUUCACGGAGAAGGCAUGUCUGAGCCGCAACACCCCUCAGGGACAGAGGAAAGUGGAUCUUCAUCACAAACGCAAUGCAAUUACCAUUGACCAGACCUUUGUAAUUGAUCAAAUUUGCCCGGCGACAAAAAGCAUUCUCUUGUAAAAUUGCAAAUGAACUCAAUAUGAGCUUGGAAUUCAUCCAAACAUCGUGAAAUCACCUCGUUGCAACUGUGAAGUCAUAAAUUCUAACUUGGAAAGUGAAAAUGCAGUGAUUUAAAUGCUAUAUUUUAGUCGUCCUAUCCGUCUAAAAGAAGGAUUGAGACAAUAACAGCCCAUAAGGGUAAUACUAGUUAUAUUGAUUACGGAAGGCGCCAUUUCUGUGAAAGGUCAACCAGUAACGCUAACGGUUGAUUGUCCCCAUGUAUAAAUAUAGCGGACGCUAUCGAUUACUGUAUUGAGUAGGAGUAACACAGGCUAACAUAAUGGUAUUGCCGGUGUGACCAAAUAACAAAGAAUAAGCUUUAUUUGUUCUCUCCCUAUAUAUAUGUAUACAAAAUUAUUUGCAUAUAUGACAGCAGUACAGAUUGUUACAAUGUUUCUGAAAUGUUAUUUUGUACGUAUGUUUAUAACUUUGUGACACACCAAUUAAGUAUUUUAUUGUCUUUCCUGAAGGUUGUAUGGAGUGGUUAUACCCAGCUAAUUUAAUUUGUCCUUUGCAUAUCUGAUAUGGCAAGGGAUAAAUGAAUCCAUUAAGCUAAGUGCUGUGUGGAUAAUUGGAUAUGCACCACUUUAUUGUGGAAAGGUUCAUUCCUGACUGUAUAUUGUGUAUAUUGUGUAUACAAUUUCACUGUGAAAUAAUUUUAUUAGCUCAUUUCUUGUCAAUUGUAAUGUUGUGUCUUCUAAGAUUUUGUUGCAAAUGUUUUCUGAGUACAAUAUUCAUGGAAUUUAUCUGGUGCUGUCUGUACUCUUUAAUAUCUGUGUUUUCCAUUGUCAGACAUGUAUUGUUGUAGCACGUUACAUUUGUAAGUUUUUAUAAGACGAAUUAGUUGUGUAUUAUAGACUUAACCAGAGAAUGAUUGGUUGCCAAUGAAAUGUUUUUCACGGUUGCACCAUGACCUCAUAGAUAAACAAUGACUGUAAACUUUGACCUCAAA